UGACAGGUAGCUGCUGCUGCUUGCUAGCGCUUCAAUCUCUGAAAACCCUAGAAAGAGAGAUUGGAAUCAAAGGACACUAGUGCGGAGAGGUCUAAUGGCUGCCAACAAUCAACCAGGCGCUCUGGAUAAAGAACAGAUCUUUGGGAUGGCAGAGAAGGAAAUGGAGUAUAGGGUGGAAUUGUUUAACAAGCUUACCCACACAUGUUUUAAUAAGUGCAUUGAGAAAAGGUAUAAGGAGUCUGAGCUAAAUAUGGGUGAAAAUAGUUGCAUUGAUCGUUGUGUUUCAAAAUAUUGGCAGGUGACCAAUCUAAUUGGGCAGCUGCUUGGUUCCAAUCGCCCACCAAUGUGAAUGUUAGGCUUGGCCCUCAUUCAAAUUUGCUGAGACUUAUUUCCAUGAAUUACAUUGAAGUGUAUUACUAUCUCAGGCAGCUGCAAGGGGAAUGUAGGUUGGAAUUGUUGCAUUAGUUCUGCCAAGCUCAUUGUUUUUUCAACUAUACAACGUCAUGCUAGUUUGUUAUUCAAUUACGAAACAAUGGCAGCUUUACGUUGAUGCUGCUUCUGGCUAUAAGUCUAAAAAAAAUUUCAAGUUGCUGAAAAGUAGUCCAUUUAUAAUAAUUCUCUCUGUGAUAUGCUUUGAUAUCCCAGAAGGUACUCA
Vitis riparia (riverbank grape) is the source of this 655-nucleotide messenger RNA. RefSeq names its product mitochondrial import inner membrane translocase subunit TIM10. Gene Ontology annotation, cellular component: mitochondrial inner membrane. Lineage: Eukaryota; Viridiplantae; Streptophyta; Magnoliopsida; Vitales; Vitaceae. The record is from RefSeq and is a predicted model, not a curated record. The transcript has 6 exons. Gene Ontology annotation, biological process: protein insertion into mitochondrial inner membrane. Bases 95 to 349 code for a protein of 84 amino acids.